This is a messenger RNA of Bubalus bubalis (water buffalo), 7649 nucleotides long. RefSeq names its product disco interacting protein 2 homolog A (gene DIP2A). Bases 212 to 4909 code for a protein of 1565 amino acids. Lineage: Eukaryota; Metazoa; Chordata; Mammalia; Artiodactyla; Bovidae. The transcript has 38 exons. Gene Ontology annotation, cellular component: cell surface. The record is from RefSeq and is a predicted model, not a curated record.
UUGCGCUCGUGCCCGCGCCCGUGUCUCUGUGGAGCUGCCUGGGCCGCCCCCCUGCCCGCCGCCUUGGCUCCUCGAGGGCCGAUGCGGGUCGCGGGGCUGAGGGGAGCGACGUAGCUGUCGCCCGCGCGGCCACCUGGGCUGGGCCUGGCGCGACCCCGGCCCCGACCCCGCCCGGCGCGAGGCGGCCGGACGGCAGUCCUGCUGCGGGGCCAUGGCCGAGCGCGGGUGCCCGCUGGAGGCGGUGCCGCUGCCCGCUGAGGUGCGGGAGAGCCUGGCCGAGCUGGAGCUGGAGCUGUCGGAAGGUGACAUCACUCAAAAAGGAUAUGAAAAGAAAAGGGCAAAGCUGCUUGCACGCUGCGUACCCCUCAUUCAAGGAGUAGACCCCUCCCUGCAAGUGGAGAAUAGCAUCCUUGGGCCCGCACAAGCCUCGGCCCCCGCGCCCAAGCAGCCCAAGCCACGGCCCAGCAACGCCCGGGACGAGCGCUUCCGGUCAGAUGUUCACACCGAGGCCGUGCAGGCAGCUUUGGCCAAAUACAAAGAGAGGAAGAUGCCCAUGCCAUCCAAGAGGCGCUCUGUCCUCACGCACGCGUCUGUGGAGGCCUAUACACCCCCAGACACGUCAUCUGCCUCAGAAGAUGAGGGCUCUUUACAGCGCCCCGGGCAACUGGCCUCCGCUCCGCUGCAGAGCCGCCCCAGCAUCGAGCCCUGGCCCGACCCGGCCAUUCAGGGCUCGUCCACCUCAUCCUCCGCAUCCUCCACCUCAUCUCACCCGGGAGGGCAGCCUGCCGCCACGCCCAGUGCUGCCGCCGCGCUUGCCGGCCCCGCGGCCCUCGCCCGCGUAGCAGAUCUGCACUCUGCCCCUCCUGAUGUCACCACGGGCCUCGUGCAGCAUCAGCACGCAUACUGUGAGCGUCCGCAGCUGGCCUCCGUGAGAGGAGUCCCUCGGGGGUGCCGCGGGAGUGUCCUAGAGACGGCAGGUGGUGUCCCCGUGAACAGCAGAGUGUCCUCCAAGAUCCAGCAGCUUCUGAACACCCUGAAGAGGCCAAAGCGUCCUCCCCUGAAGGAGUUCUUCGUGGAUGAUUUCGAGGAGCUGUUGGAAGUGCAGCAGCCAGAUCCGAACCAGCCGAAGCCCGAGGGCAGCCAGAUGGCGGUGCUGCGAGGGGAGCCCCUGGCCGAGGGCUCCUGGCCGCCCUCGCUGCUGGCCGCCCUGCAGCAGUGGGGUACCACACAGCCCAAAGCCCCGUGCCUGACUGCCCUGGACACCGCUGGGAAGGCCGUCUACACCCUCACCUAUGGCAAACUUUGGAGUCGAAGUUUAAAACUAGCUUAUACGCUACUUAAUAAACUGACUAAUAAGAACGAACCACUGCUUAAACCUGGAGACAGAGUGGCGCUGGUGUUCCCGAAUAGUGACCCAGUGAUGUUCAUGGUUGCGUUCUACGGGUGUCUCCUGGCCGAGCUGGUUCCUGUCCCCAUCGAAGUGCCACUCACCAGAAAGGAUGCUGGCAGCCAGCAGGUUGGGUUUCUGCUGGGCAGCUGUGGCGUCUCCCUGGCCCUGACCACAGAUGCUUGUCAGAAAGGCCUGCCCAAGGCUCAGACCGGAGAGGUGGUGACCUUCAAAGGCUGGCCCCCCCUCACCUGGCUGGUGAUCGAUGGGAAGCACCUGACCAAGCCCCCCAAGGACUGGCACCCGGCAAUGCAGGAUGCGGGGCCCGGGACCGCCUACAUCGAGUACAAAACCAGCAAGGAGGGAAGUACGGUGGGAGUGGCGGUGUCCCAUGCGUCCCUGCUAGCACAGUGCCAGGCUCUGACCCAGGCGUGCGGCUACUCGGAAGCUGAAACAUUAACAAAUGUGCUGGAUUUCAAAAGGGAUGCCGGCCUGUGGCAUGGAGUGUUAACAAGCAUCUUGAAGAGGAUACAUGUGGUCAGCAUCCCAUAUGCGCUGAUGAAGGCGAACCCACUCUCCUGGAUUCAGAAAGUGUGUGUGUAUAAAGCCCAAGCUGCACUGGUGAAGUCCCGCGACAUGCAUUGGUCUCUCUUGGCUCAGCGAGGUCAGAGGGACGUCAGCCUCAGCUCCCUGCGUCUGCUGAUCGUAGCUGAUGGUGCAAACCCCUGGUCCAUAUCCUCCUGUGAUGCGUUCCUCAACGUCUUCCAGGCCAGAGGUCUGAGGCCAGAGGUCAUCUGCCCCUGUGCCAGCUCACCGGAGGCGCUCACCGUGGCCAUCCGCAGGCCUCCUGACCUGGGGGGCCCUCCUCCAAGAAGAGCUGUGCUGUCCAUGAGUGGACUCAGUCACGGGGUGAUCAGAGUGGAUGCUGAGGAGAAGCUGUCGGUCCUCACAGUUCAGGACGUCGGCCAGGUGAUGCCUGGAGCCAACGUGUGUGUUGUGAAGGUGGAGGGCACCCCUCAUCUCUGCAAAACUGAUGAAGUUGGAGAGAUCUGUGUGGACUCCAGUGCGACGGCAACAGCGUACUAUGGGCUGCUUGGGAUCACCAAAAACGUCUUUGAGACUGUCCCGGUCACCGCUGGGGGCGCACCUGUCUCCGACCGACCUUUCACCAGGACGGGGCUUCUGGGCUUCAUCGGGCCUGAUGACCUGGUCUUCGUCGUGGGCAAGCUGGACGGGCUGAUGGUGGUGGGAUUUCGUAGACACAACGCGGAUGACGUGGUGGCCACUGCGCUGGCCGUGGAGCCCAUGAAGUUUGUCUACAGAGGCAGGAUUGCAGUGUUCUCCGUGACAGUGCUCCAUGAUGACCGGAUCGUGCUGGUGGCGGAGCAGCGACCUGACGCCUCCGAGGAGGACAGCUUCCAGUGGAUGAGCCGCGUGCUGCAGGCCAUCGACAGCAUCCACCAGGUGGGCGUGUACUGUCUGGCCCUGGUUCCUGCCAACACCUUGCCCAAGGCUCCUCUCGGUGGGAUUCACGUUUCUGAAACCAAGCAGCGCUUCCUGGAGGGGAUGCUGCACCCGUGUAACGUGUUGAUGUGCCCUCACACAUGUGUUACCAACCUUCCUAAGCCUCGGCAGAAGCAGCCAGAGGUUGGGCCUGCCUCCAUGAUCGUUGGGAACCUGGUCGCAGGGAAGAGAAUCGCUCAGGCCUCAGGGAGGGAGCUGUCGCACCUAGAGGACAGUGAGCAGGCUAGGAAGUUCCUGUUCCUGCCUGACGUGCUGCAGUGGCGGGCCCACACCACCCCCGAACACCCGCUGUUCUUGCUGCUCAAUGCCAAGGGCACAGUCACCAGCACCGCAACCUGUGUCCAGCUCCACAAAAAGGCCGAGCGAGUGGCCGCUGCUCUGAUGGAGAAGGCGAGGCUGAGUGCCGGGGCCCAUGUGGCCCUGGUCUACCCUCCAGGGGUGGACCUCAUUGCUGCCUUCUAUGGCUGCCUGUACUGCGGCUGCGUGCCCGUCACUGUGCGGCCCCCACACCCCCAGAACCUUGCCACCACACUUCCUACCGUCAAGAUGAUUGUGGAGGUCAGCAAGUCUGCGUGUGUGCUCACCACACAGGCCAUCAUGCGCCUGCUCAGGUCCAAAGAAGCAGCAGCCACCGUGGACGCCAGGACCUGGCCGGCCAUUCUGGACACAGAUGACAUACCCAAGAAGAAGGUGGCCAGCAUCUUCAGGCCCCCAUCGCCAGAUGUGCUUGCGUACUUGGACUUCAGCGUGUCAACGACAGGGAUCCUGGCGGGUGUGAAGAUGUCUCAUGCGGCCACCAGCGCCCUGUGCCGCUCCAUCAAGCUGCAGUGUGAGCUGUACCCCUCUAGGCAGAUCGCCAUCUGCCUCGACCCCUACUGCGGCCUCGGCUUCGCCCUGUGGUGUCUGUGCAGCGUCUACUCUGGACACCAGUCGGUGCUGGUGCCCCCGCCGGAGCUGGAGACCAACGUGUCCCUGUGGCUGUGGGCCGUCAGCCAGUACAAGGCGCGCGUCACCUUCUGCUCCUACUCGGUGAUGGAGAUGUGUGCCCGGGGCCUGGGUGCGCAGACGGCGGCACUCAGAAUGAAGGGCGUGAACCUGUCGUGUGUGCGCACGUGCAUGGUGGUGGCUGAGGAGCGGCCCAGAAUCGCGCUCACACAGUCCUUCUCCAAGCUGUUCAGAGACCUGGGCCUGCCCGCGCGCUCCGUGAGCACCACGUUCGGCUGCAGGGUCAACGUGGCCAUCUGCCUCCAGGGCACAGCUGGCCCAGACCCCACAACUGUCUAUGUGGACAUGAGGGCACUGCGCCAUGACAGGGUACGUCUGGUGGAACGGGGCUCUCCGCACAGUCUGCCAUUGACUGAGUCUGGAAAGAUUCUCCCUGGAGUGAAGGUCAUCAUCGCCCACACGGAGACCAGAGGGCCCCUGGGAGACUCGCACCUGGGGGAGAUCUGGGUGAGCAGCCCCCACAAUGCCACCGGGUACUACACAGUCUACGGGGAAGAGGGGCUCCAUGCCGACCACUUCAGUGCCCGGCUGAGUUUCGGAGACACCCAGACUGUUUGGGCGAGGACUGGCUUCCUGGGCUUCCUUCGAAGGACAGAGCUCACCGACGCCAGCGGAGAGCGACAUGACGCGCUGUACGUGGUGGGGUCUCUGGACGAGACGCUGGAGCUGAGGGGCAUGCGCUACCACCCCAUCGACAUCGAGACGUCCGUGAUCCGUGCGCACAGGAGCAUCGCUGAAUGCGCUGUAUUCACCUGGACCAACCUGCUGGUGGUGGUGGUGGAGCUGGACGGGCUGGAGCAGGACGCGCUGGACCUGGUGGCCCUGGUGACAAACGUGGUGCUGGAGGAGCACCACCUGGUGGUGGGCGUGGUGGUCAUCGUGGACCCGGGUGUCAUCCCCAUCAACUCCCGUGGGGAGAAGCAGCGCAUGCACCUGCGCGAUGGCUUCCUAGCCGACCAGCUGGACCCCAUCUAUGUGGCCUACAACAUGUGAGCCCCCUCAGCCCCGACCAGCUGGACCCCACCUGCGUGGCCUACAACACGUGAGCCCACUCAGCCCCGACCAGCUGGACCCCACCUGCGUGGCCUACAACACGUGAGCCCGCUCAGCCCCGACUAGCUGGACCCCAUCCAUGUGGCCUACAACACGUGAGCCCACUCAGCCCCGACCAGCUGGACCUCACCUGCGUGGCCUACAACACGUGAGCCCGCUCAGCCCCGACCAGCUGGACCCCAUCCAUGUGGCCUACAACACGUGAGCCCACUCAGCCCCGACCAGCUGGAGCCCACCUGCGUGGCCUACAACACGUGAGCUCGCUCAGCCCCAGCCCAAGAGGGGUCUCACGAGCCAUUGGAGGGGCUGGGGUACGUCUGCAGCCCCUGGGGAGAGGAUCCCAGGCUCCUGAGCACAGGGCCCCACCCAUGCGCUUACAUACCCAUCUCAUUCUAGAAACCACUUCUGAAUUACUCAAAACCUUUUAAUCAUCUGGAACUUUUACAGAAGCAUGAAUGUCAGUGUUGCAACAGAUGGUGUGACGGAAAGAAGCCUUGUGCGGGCACUGCAGAUGCUGUAGGUGUAGUCCUCUGCUGUACUAUGAGUUUGCACUUUUUUUAGGCUAAAAAUACAGUUCUCAAUUUUAAAAAUUCAACUAUACCAUUUCAGAUGACAAGGUCAUACUUAGAAUUUAUGUGAGAAGGAAUUUGAGGCCCAGGGACAGCUGCUUCAGUUCUGAUUCACAGGGAAGAGCAAAAUACAGAAAGGCUGGUGGGCAGGGCAUGAUCCUAGCCUGGCCCCCUCUUCCCCACCCCCGACCUGCUUUGGGCCCCAGACCAGGCUCAUGCACACACACUUCCUCUCUGAACAUAGGUAUGCCGGCUGCCGGCCUGUGUCAUCUCUAACCCUUGACAGGGUCCAUCAGGUGAGCAGCUGUUUCAGAAAGAUAAAGGAACGCUGAGUUUUAAACCUCUUUCUGAGUUUCUGACUUGUUGCUAUUCAGCUGAAGUGCUGAUUUUCAUGACCACGGUAUAGGAUCUUCUCACUGUCCAAAAGUGUACUGAGUUACUGUUUUUAUUCCACAUCAGCAGAUGUGGACUCACCGGUGGGCUGAGGUUUACAUGUGCGGUGGUACAGCCCAGGGCCCGGGAGAACUUUGCCAGCCACUGUCGCAUCUUGAGUUGUGUGCCUAUAAAAUUUGGCCAAAUCAUGUUCACUUAUUUUAUUUGAACUCGACUAAACUGAGUGAUAUAAUAUAGUAAAUAUAAAUCAGAGAACAUGAAAUCCUUUAGAUACUUCUAAGAAUUUGAAGUGAAGUUCGAAUCUAAGAGAGUAUUUUUGUAUCACUAAUAAAAAACGUGUUACGAAUUGUCAGGGACUGCGGGUCAGAAAGUUUACGAAUCACAUGCUUCCUAGAAACAGCCAGGUUUUUCUGGAAUUAACCUGAAUCAGUGCCUAACAGUUGUUAAUUCUUUACCAUUUAAAAUUCUCCACCAAAAAGGCCUGGCUGACUGGGCUGACUCUCACGUCUAACUCUCGGCUACAAGUAGCUUGUGCUCAGUAGCUCUUGGUAUGCAGUGUGGUAUGUAAGAACAUACUGGAAUUGAACAGUCCUCGUGUAAUUAUGUAUAUAACAUGUGUAACUUAUUGUUUGACAUACAGAGGUUCUACCAGUGGACUAAUGGAUAUUCCUCAUAACAGAAUGGCCUGUAGGAGAGGAACCACCCAGCCCUUUAUGUUGUCAUUUAUAGCAACAGGCAUUGUAAAAUUUUUGUAUUGAAAGGUAAGUGGCAGUAAGAUACGUCUUGUAAAUUAAGAUUUUGAGAAGCAUUAAAAUGUUUUAAAAUUACUCUCUGGGAAUUCUGUAUGUCAGAGAAAAUUUUUAUAUCAUUAUGUUAAUAAAAGUUAUGGACUGUUUGUAAUUCUGCCAUUUGAAAUGUGUGAAAAGAUUUUUUAAAUUACCCCAAAAAGCAGGUAUUUUAUUAUGAAUUUUUCUUUGCUGAAUAUAGAAGCAUUUAUGCUGCAGCAUAAAAUCUACAAAGCACAUUAAAGUAUAAAGAAUAAAAUUUAAAUCUCCCAUAAUCCUACCUCUCGUUUAAUGACAGUAUGUUAGUAUUUGAUGUAAAUCCUUUCCAGGUUUAAUUUUUUUCUUUAAAAACACUUCUACAAAAUUAGGUCAGUCAUAUACUUUUAUAAUCAGCUUUUGUACUUAAUAAAUUAGACUUUUAAUCUGUCCCAUAUAUUCUUCUGCAUGUUUUAACAAUUGUGUCACACAGCAGGUGGGGGCAGCUUGUCCUCACAGGCUCUGUCAGCACCCUCUCAGCCUGCUACCAUGAGCCUCCUCUCGGGAGCACGUUCAUACGCACCGCCUGCCUGGGGCUCAGCUCUGCUGGGGUGAAGCUUUGGGCACUCCAUCCUCGGAAGGGCACAGGGUGGAGAGGCUGUUCCUGGAAACCUGAGAACACUGGCAAUAAAAAAUGAGUCCCUGUCAGUCAAAUAAGUAUCCUGUCUGGUGGUGCUGUAUAUGUUUUCAUGUGUUUGUGGUCAUUUUACUUUCUCAUUUGAUGUGUUUUACUUGGAAGUUUUUAUGGUGUGCAAGGGUUUUUGUUUUUUUAAUUGAUUUGUAGGAGCCAGUUUAUGUUAAGGAUCAGAACCUCUGUAUAAUCCAUACUUUUCCUACUGGGCCAUUUGUAUCUUUUUCUCUGUUUUUGUUUUUAAUUGAAGGAUAAUUGCUUUACAA